GCCUAUGCCACUUGCUACUAAUAACCGCACUGUGAAAGGGCUGUUUAUCACCUAAUUUACUUAUCACUUGAACCCACAGCAUCUUGUCAGUUGUUGCAGUCUGCAGAUUUUGAGACUGCUGUAGUGGGACUUGAUGUCUGUUUUUGUGUCCAUCCAUAAAUAUGUGAUAGGCAAAGUUAUUGCCCCACCCCACUUAGUUUCUCUUGAAACAGGUCGCAACACCCAGUUACACGCGAGUCAGGCUAUUUGCCCUUACAAGUUAUCACAUUCAUUGCUGAUUCCAUCCAGUUUCGCUAUUAGCAGAGUUGUAAAUUGCAGAGACCAAAAGAUACUGAAUUUGUGAAAAUGUAACGGAACAAUCAGUGCCUGUUUAAAGGAGCUUUUGUGUCUCAAGUGGCAACGAGCUCUAUGUGAGCCAGGAGAGGCUGUUGGGCUCCUUGCUGCGCAAAGUAUCGGAGAGCCGUCAACACAGAUGACACUGAACACUUUCCAUUUUGCUGGCAGAGGAGAGAUGAACGUCACAUUGGGUAUCCCCAGGUUGCGUGAAAUUCUCAUGGUGGCGAGUGCUAACAUUAAAACUCCAAUGAUGAGCAUUCCUGUGUUGAACACAAAGAAAGCAUUGAAGAAGGUUAAAAAACUGAAAAAGCAGCUCACAAGGGUGUGUUUGUCAGAGGUUUUACACAAAAUUGAGGUAAAGGAUUCCUUCCAGGUUCAAAGCAGGCUGGAGAAGUUCAGAAUUUACCGAAUAAAAUUUCAUUUCCUAGCUUACAAUCUGUAUCGACAAGAGAAGUGUUUGACACCAGAUGACUUAUUGCACUACAUGGAAACAAGGUUUUUCCCAUUGCUCCUUGAUGGUAUCAAAAAGAAGAGUGCCAAGCUGGGUUCAUUUAAAGUUGUCAAUGUCAGGAAAGCCACACAGAAGGAUCUAGAUCAGGACGCUGGAGAGAACGAUGGGAAACAG
This is a messenger RNA of Rhincodon typus (whale shark), 961 nucleotides long. RefSeq names its product DNA-directed RNA polymerase I subunit RPA1-like. Gene Ontology annotation, biological process: DNA-templated transcription. Gene Ontology annotation, molecular function: DNA-directed RNA polymerase activity; DNA binding. Gene Ontology annotation, cellular component: RNA polymerase I complex. The annotation marks the transcript as partial. The record is from RefSeq and is a predicted model, not a curated record. NCBI's taxonomy places the organism in Eukaryota, Metazoa, Chordata, Chondrichthyes, Orectolobiformes, Rhincodontidae. The transcript has 5 exons.